GGUUUUAAAAUAGUUUUUAAAAGAGAGAGAAAAAAAUCAAUUAAUUAAAAAAUGUCUGAAACAACUACCAGUAUUGCUGUAUUUGGUUUACAAUGUUUUUGGGGUUCGGAAGUCAAGUUUGGCCUACAAAAGGGUGUCAUCAGUACUAGUGUUGGCUAUACAGGAGGUUCGACACCUCAGCCUACUUAUCGUCAAUUAGGCGAUCAUACAGAAGUGGUUAAAGUGGUAUUCAAUGAUAAACUUAUAACCUAUCAGGAACUAUUGGAUAUAUUCUGGUCAGCACACGAUCCGACAUAUCUUUUUAAACAACAAUAUCAGUCGGCUAUCUAUACAAGCGAUUCAGUUCAACACCAAUUGGCCACUGAAUUGCUUUCGGCAAAACAAAGCCAAUCAAGUAAACCGAUUGUCACCAAAAUUUUCCAAUUAAAACAAUAUUAUUUGGCCGAAGAUUAUCAUCAAAAAUAUUUUCUACGUAAACAUCCGGAAAUUAUCAAUGAAUUAGGACUAACUGAUGGCCAACUAGUCGAUAGUCCAGUGGCUAGUCGUCUAAAUAGCUACUGUGCCGGCUUUGGUAGUCGACAACAAUUUCUGGAUGAUAUUGGCCAACAAUUAUCUAACAAUAAGUUAUUGAUUAAUGAAACUAAUCAGCAAACUAUUAUUAAACUGAUCAAUGAUGGACCUAAUCUGGGUGAAUGCUAAACCAUGAUAAAUCAAUUAUUGAUUCAUCACAAUAUAUCGUAUAUUAUAAAA
Messenger RNA from Oppia nitens, 750 nucleotides. Its product is annotated as peptide methionine sulfoxide reductase MsrA-like. Bases 52 to 699 code for a protein of 215 amino acids. Gene Ontology annotation, molecular function: peptide-methionine (S)-S-oxide reductase activity. Lineage: Eukaryota; Metazoa; Arthropoda; Arachnida; Sarcoptiformes; Oppiidae. The record is from RefSeq and is a predicted model, not a curated record. The transcript is spliced from 2 exons.